Lynx canadensis (Canada lynx) is the source of this 3899-nucleotide messenger RNA. RefSeq names its product phosphatidylinositol glycan anchor biosynthesis class A (gene PIGA). Lineage: Eukaryota; Metazoa; Chordata; Mammalia; Carnivora; Felidae. Gene Ontology annotation, molecular function: phosphatidylinositol N-acetylglucosaminyltransferase activity. The record is from RefSeq and is a predicted model, not a curated record. Gene Ontology annotation, cellular component: glycosylphosphatidylinositol-N-acetylglucosaminyltransferase (GPI-GnT) complex. The transcript is spliced from 6 exons. Gene Ontology annotation, biological process: GPI anchor biosynthetic process. The coding region runs from base 391 to 1848 and encodes 485 amino acids.
CCGGAUGGGACGGGGCUGCACUCGUGGGAGUGUGGCCGGCGAUGGAAGGGGCGAAGCCGACGCGGCUUUGAAGCUCGGAAGUCGGGGUCGAGAGCCACCGGAGUCGAGUGGAGCUGAGGGUGCGCUGGGGUGGCCGCGCUGAAGCCGGUUCCGCCGAGAUUGAGGCGGGCGGGGUGAAGGACUCCGGACCCCCAGCCUCAGACUCCUGCCCGCCGUCUGGCCAUCUUCCUCCCUUUGGGCCUGGCGGAACCCUCCUUGACUCCAGCGGGGCUGCUGAUUGAGCGGGGUCGUCCCUUCCUUGGCCCUGGCGCUCCCCGGUGACCUCUCAGUACUAGACGACACAUAUCUUAACUGAGCUGCUCUAAGGACUAAUGCCUAAACCAUCUCAGCAUGGCCUGUAGAGGAGGAGGUGGGCCUGGCCAGUUUCCCUCAGCUGUGCUCUCCCGUGUCAGCCCUGGAAGUCUGUCGACAUGUAGGACCCAUACCCAUAAUAUAUGCAUGGUGUCGGACUUUUUCUAUCCCAAUAUGGGAGGCGUGGAAAGCCACAUUUACCAGCUCUCUCAGUGUCUGAUUGAAAGAGGGCACAAAGUUAUAAUUGUCACCCAUGCUUAUGGAAAUCGAAAAGGCAUCCGUUACCUCACUAAUGGCCUCAAAGUCUAUUACUUGCCUCUGAAAGUCAUGUACAACCAAUCUACGGCCACGACCCUCUUUCACAGUCUGCCAUUGCUCAGGUACAUAUUUGUUCGGGAGAGAGUCACGAUAAUACAUUCACAUAGUUCUUUUUCUGCCAUGGCCCAUGAUGCCCUCUUCCACGCCAAGACCAUGGGGCUCCAGACAGUCUUCACGGACCACUCCCUUUUUGGAUUUGCUGAUGUCAGCUCGGUGCUUACAAACAAGCUUCUAACUGUGUCUCUUUGUGACACAAACCACAUAAUUUGUGUCUCUUAUACUAGUAAGGAAAACACUGUGCUAAGAGCAGCACUGAAUCCUGAAAUAGUGUCCGUCAUUCCUAAUGCUGUAGAUCCUACUGACUUCACUCCAGACCCAUUUAGAAGGCAUGAUAGUAUAAUAACUGUUGUUGUUGUCAGCAGACUUGUUUACAGAAAAGGGACUGAUUUGCUUAGUGGUAUAAUACCUGAACUCUGUCAAAAAUAUCCAGAUUUAAAUUUCAUAAUUGGAGGAGAGGGACCUAAGAGAAUCAUUUUGGAAGAAGUACGGGAAAGGUACCAGCUACAUGACAGAGUACGUCUCUUGGGAGCCUUAGAACACAAGGAUGUUAGAAAUGUCUUAGUUCAAGGACAUAUUUUUCUUAAUACUUCCCUUACCGAAGCGUUCUGCAUGGCAAUUGUGGAAGCAGCCAGUUGCGGUUUACAGGUCGUCAGUACCAGAGUUGGCGGGAUUCCUGAAGUACUUCCAGAAAAUCUGAUCAUUUUGUGUGAGCCUUCUGUAAAGUCCUUGUGCGAGGGUUUGGAAAAAGCGAUUUCCCAACUCAAAUCAGGAGCGCUGCCAGCCCCCGAAGAUAUUCACAACAUCGUAAAGACUUUCUACACCUGGAGGAACGUUGCGGAAAGAACUGAAAAAGUGUACGACCGCGUGGCAGGAGAAGCCGUGUUACCGAUGGACAGACGACUGGACAGACUCAUCUCUCACUGCGGCCCGGUGACGGGCUACAUUUUUGCUUUGUUGGCUGUAGUCAACUUUCUCUUCCUCGUUUUCCUGCGAUGGGUGACUCCAGAUUCUGUCAUCGACGUUGCAAUAGACGCCACAGGGCCAGACGGGGCCUGGACUCCUCGAUACCCUCCCAGUAAAAAAGAGGGCAAGAAUAAUGCGAUGUCUAAAACCAGGUAGAAGAAAGCCUGGAUUGUAACAUUUUACACAUUUGUGAUAGUUCUAUUAAGACUAUCGAAAAUAACCUUGCUUUUUUCUUUGUUUUUUUUAAAGUUCAUUUAGUAAGUUAUGCUACCUCUAUACCAUUCAAUGUUUUAUUUUGAAGAAAGAUAAAAACUUAUGCAACUCCUGAGUGUAGAAACUCCUUGCACUUACUUACAAUUUAGGAGAGAACAUUUAAGCCACUCAGGUAUGACAUUUUUCAGACUACUGAAAUCCCUUUAACGGAGAUGUUUUAACAUUAUAUUUUGGGAGCUUUGGGUGCUGAAGGGCCAAAUGUUUUCUGGGCAUUUUUUGGCCAAUUUUAAAUGUUCUACCGUUAAUUAGACAUUCACCAGAUGUUUACAAGUUUUCUUUAGGGAAGUACAACAACGAUACGAACUACUUUGAGUCCUGUUCACACAUGUCAUAGCCAUUGAAGUCCUGUUCGUAGCCGUUGAUUUGGUUCACUCAGUGUUACGUACCGUCAGCAGGUUUCUUGAGUAAGAUGGUCCAUCCGUUAGUAGCAUGUUUUAAGCACCUACUAUGUGUAGAACAUUGAACCAGACACUUCCUGCUGUUAAGGACCAGGGGCACAUGCGCUCUUUGUUGAUCACUCCGAUGGCUCACUUCUCUGUAGUCACAGUUGACAAGCUGGUAAAAUAUCAAACAUGCCAAAAAUGCUCCUGCUUUUAAUGCCGGGAAGAAACUGUCGGCAUACUCUGAUUACUUCUUCGACCUUGUCACAUGCGUUCUCCUAGGUAGAGCCUUCGUCUUCGUUUGUGUUUAUGAAAAUACCUUUUCUUUUGAAAUACUAGGGACCGAUAUCACUGUUGAUGCUAGUGCAGAGAAACCCUCCACGUGCUUCCGUGCAUCGUUUAGUCCUCUGUACAUGCCUUCAUGUCUUCCGAGCAGAACGUACGAGGUGUGCAAUCUCCAAGUCAGCUGCUACCCUGUACCUUCGAUGCAAGCCACGUCCCUUCACUUGUGGCCUAGCUGAUGUCUGAGAAGUAUCGUCAGUAUGCAAAAGUCUUUGCCCCAGAAUGUUUUAUUUAUAGCAGAUUGAGUUUGAAAAUGUUAGGAACACAGUCUCUUGUGUGGAUGUGUGUUGUUCACUGUAAUCGUUGUUGCCCAGAGCCAUGGGUUUUUAAACCCCAAAUUAUCCACAUGGUGUGUCUUACGAACUCCUUGAACUCCUUAGAAUAAGUUUUUGUGAUCAAGGACUGUGAAAUCAAAAGAACGAGGCACUCGUUGGUGCACUAGAUAGAUUCUGGCAGUAUUGUGAUCCUUGACGGGACUUGUUUUCUUUAAUGAUAACAUUCACAAAACUUCUUUUUAAAAAGUAUCUUAACAUGCCUGUUAACCGGUUGCCACCGAUAACGUAGGGAAUAUGUUUGUGUUUUGUGCCGAAACACAAACGCGGGAGUGCGGUUUUUAAAACCUGGAAGUUAACGGUUCUUUGGUGAAAGAAAAAUGGACUGACCUAAACCAUUAAAUUUCAUUGGGAUUUUUAUGCACAGAAACGGAUUUAUAUAAAUAUGAAACAGUGCCAGUAUUCACGGCGAAGCACGCAACUAUAACCUUUGCUUUUAUGUAUCCUGUUCAGCAAUUUUGAAGGGCAUACUACUGUUGGUUCUUCUAUUUUUGUUUCUUAGCAUAUUUUCAAGAUUGCCAUGUGUUUCAGGUGGAAAUGGGAUUUAAACUUCUUGCAUGUAAAGUAUGUAAUUUGCAGAUCAGAAUUAUUUCCUUUGUUUUUAACAAACGGAAGUAAAUUUGCUUGUUCUCAUAAAUCUUAAUUUUCAGGCUUCCUGGAUACCUUAAUCGUAACUGUCAGUGUUGCACUGGUCAAUAUGUGGAAACAUAUUGUUCUACCCCGCUACUUACAUUUAUUUGAAAGUGAACUUGCAGUGAUGGGGAAUUUAUGAAAAACAUAUUGUAUUUCUUUUGAUAUUAUAAAAAUGAGCACAUAUAACACUGAUUUAUGAAAACAUGCUACGUGUCCAAAAAUAAAGACGAAAAUGGCAUUUUGACAA